Jatropha curcas is the source of this 1157-nucleotide messenger RNA. Its product is annotated as Translation elongation factor EF1B/ribosomal protein S6 family protein. The record is from RefSeq and is a predicted model, not a curated record. Gene Ontology annotation, molecular function: structural constituent of ribosome; small ribosomal subunit rRNA binding. Gene Ontology annotation, biological process: translation. Gene Ontology annotation, cellular component: ribosome. NCBI's taxonomy places the organism in Eukaryota, Viridiplantae, Streptophyta, Magnoliopsida, Malpighiales, Euphorbiaceae.
AAACGUGCGGAAUGCACACAGCGCACACUCCUUAUCUAUAUCCGAUUUUCCCUUUCACUUGACUCACCCAGAGUCGCUCUGUUAUUCAAACAGAGAACAAAUCAUGACAUCAAUGGCUUCUUCUUCUUCACUUGUAUCUACUCUUAUAAAUUCUUCCCCGUUCUGCCCCAAAUCUUUCUCCGAAUUUCCAUCUUUAUCCUUUACCCUCAAGCUUUUCCCUGCCGCAAAUUCGAAAGCUCUCCUCUUUCAGAAGAGGAACGGUGGCAUCACUGUCAAGGCCCAAACUUUGGACUUCUCUGGCUCUUUUUAUGAAGGAGGCGGAUUUGGUUCGAGCGAAGACCCGCCAUCGUCUACUGAUUCGGGCCUGACUGCUGUUGAGGACGCGGAGGCGCCUCAGUGCCCACCGGGGCUCCGACAGUAUGAGACUAUGGCGGUUUUGAGACCUGACAUGUCGGAAGAUGAACGGCUCGCUCUUACCCAGAAAUACGAGGAGUUGCUUGUCGCGGGGGGUGGUAUGUAUGUAGAGGUAUUCAACAGAGGUGUCAUUCCACUAGCCUACAGCAUCAAGAAGAAAAACAAAGCUGGAGAGACUAAUACCUAUUUAGAUGGUAUUUACCUCCUCUUCACCUACUUCACAAAACCUGAAUCCAUUGAAAUUCUGGAAGCAACAUUAAAGACAGAUGAUAAUGUCAUUCGAUCAAUGAGUUUCAAAGUAAGGAGGAGGAAGUUCUAGAAUUGGUUACUGUCAAUAUUUCGGUGCAGCUCAGCUGAGAGGAAGAUGGUUAGGAGAUAAAAAGAGUUAUAGUUGCCAUGUAAUCCUGCAUGUUGUGGAUCUUCUUCAUUCCAAUUCAUUGAAAUUUAAUUUGUUUUUGUAAACAUAGUCUGUUCAACAAUGACAGUAGUGAAAACUGUUCAAGAAGUAUGCGGUCUGAAACUCCACAGCUUUCUUAAGAGCUUGUUUGGGUGUGUGAUAAUUUCCAAAGCGGUUUAGUUACUUGGACUGAAAUUGUCAUCCAAGAAAUCCUCUUUUAAGUCUAAUGCAAUAUGUAUUGGUUAGCUGGUUUAGCAAAUGCAACGUUGGGUCUAGCUUUUGGGUCAUCUAAUGAUAUUGUUGACAGCAAGUGUUAAGAGUUAUGUAUAUUUCAUGUUUUGUUGGA